Messenger RNA from Momordica charantia (bitter melon), 3978 nucleotides. RefSeq lists its product as uncharacterized. The record is from RefSeq and is a predicted model, not a curated record. Lineage: Eukaryota; Viridiplantae; Streptophyta; Magnoliopsida; Cucurbitales; Cucurbitaceae.
GAGGAAAGAGCGUGAAAUUCACGCGUUUAGAGGAAUUGUCAGUUUCGUAACUUGGAAGUUUUAAUACCCAAAAGAAGAAGAAAUUCAAUUCUUGCGAUUUAAGCCUCUUUCGCAAAUCAGCAGCUAAGCUCCAGUUGAAGUUGAAGCUGAAGGGGCCACAGAUUAGGACUCCCACUCAACUCAACUACUGGACCUCAAAUCUUCACUUCCCAAUCCCCAUCCCUCAUUUUCUCCCCCAUUCAUCUUUCCGUCUAUGCUCCGCCGUGCUCCGUCGUCCUCGUCGUCGUCGGCGUAAACCCAGUGUUCAGUUCAGGAUCUGCUUCUCUGCUUAGCUGGUUGAAAUGAGUGGUGGAGUAGCUGAUGAUGGGCCUUUAGAUUAUGCCACGAUUCAGAUCAUACCUUCUGAGAACAGGUAUGAGGCUUUUGUUUGCUCUGGCAAUGAGGUAGAUGCACUGGCUGAUGGGAUUCUGGAUGCACUGUUGCCGCAUUUACCAGAAGUACGAGAGCUGAAUGCCAAAGGAUCAAAGGCGAGCUUUAAACUCCAACCGCCACAAUCUUCGGCUAGUACAUCAUGGUUCACAAAAUCUACUUUAAGCAGGUUCCUCCAUAUAGUUGGCUCACCGGAAUUAACGAAUAUCAUGAAAACGAUGAAUGAGAUGGCUCAACUAGAAGAAACCAAAAAAUUUCAUCUAUCUUUAUAUGGCCAGGGUCAGAAGUCGAAGAUUGAAGAAAAAGAUGGCUGCAACCUUGACGGAUCUAGCCCGAAAGAUAGAUCUGGAGGUGAAUUUGCUUCAUCAGCUGCAUCGAAAAACGAUCUGUUGCGAGCUAUGGAGUUGAGGCUUACAGCAUUGAAUAGGGACUUAACUGCGGCAUUUGAUAAGGCUUGUGGUUCAACCUGCAGUUCUAAAGAGAUCAGUCAUUUAGUGAAGUUUGCGGAACAUUUUGGAGCUACAAAUUUGAAAAAUUGUACAUGCAAAUAUGUGGAACUAAAUCAGAAGAACAAUACCAUCAACCCUGUUGAUGAUGAUAACCACACGGUUAAUUCAAAUUCGAGCAAUGAAAAUGCUAUUAACAUGAAUGGGAGUUUUAAAGCCGAAAGAUCACAUCCAUCUACUCCAGUAAAAUAUGGUGUUUCACCUGCAAAAGUUGCCCAGGUUGAGCGACAGGAUUCAACUGAAAGUGAGGAUUCUUCCGACUCAGGUAAUGAAAAUGGGACACCAGUAGAAAGAAGUAGAACAAUGGUACGGUCUGCAUUAUCCAGAAGGUCAGCAUCACCCAUGAGAAGGGUUCAGAUAGGAAGAACGGGGUCCCGCCGGGCGCCCACAAUAAUGAUUAGGAGUUUAAAUCAUCUGCAAACUAGAGACAUGUUUUCUCAAGGAGAUGUAGCAGCUAAUAGUGAUGAUGAGGAAGGAUCAGAACCUUCCAGUAAAACAGCUGAUAACAAUAUAGGGAGAAUAUCUGUUCAGGAUGCGAUCAGUCUUUUUGAAAGCAAACAGAGAAGUGACACUUCCGAUGUUCAGAAAAUAAGAUCGUUAGCAAAUAUAACCGUUGGUGCAAAUAAAUUUGUAUUGAGAAGAUGGAGUACAGGCAUGGGAGAGGCUUCUACAAAAUGCCAGCCAGGGCUUGUUAGUGAUGAAUCCGACCCAACCAGUCGUGAUUUGGCUGAAGACAAGCCGAAGAGUAAGCUUACAGAUGAAGAAGUGGGAUGCGAUAAUAUAUCUUCGAUUGAUAUGACUUGUACAACUGCUGAAGUUGAUGUCAAAUUAGAAGAUUCAGAAAUUAAAGCUUCUGAUCCGCAAGAAGCUCAAGCAGAUACUCCCAUUAGUGAACCACAUGAAGUUGUCAAAAAAUUAUCUGCAAAUUCAGAAUGGACUCGAAGAAAGGAAGCAGAAUUGGAUCAAAUGCUGAAAAAAGUGAUGGAAAGUAAGCGUGUGGCACAGAACAAUUCUCAAGCGAAUAGAAAGAAAGAUGUCAAUUCCGACCAGAGGGGGGAAUUGUAUGACCAAUACAAGGCAAAGAGAGAUGAAAAACGAAGAGCAGAGGAAGCUAAAGUGCAUACAAAUAAAGAGGCAAAAAUUAAGGGAAUGCGACAAGUUGCAGAUGAUAGGAGAUCCAAGAUAGCCUCUGCCGAAGUUAAUGUAACGAAAAAACGUGCUACACGCAAGCCUGAAGUUCCACAAGCAAACUUGUCAAAAUCAGAAAAACCAAAGAAGGAAAUAUCGAAACCAUCCGUGAUCGAAAAGAUUUCAUCUAGAACUAAGCCAAUGGCUGCCACACGAAAGUCAUGGCCAUCUUCUGCAUCAGAAAAAACCACUGGGAUUUCUCCAGCCAGUACAAAUCCAACUCGUCAGAAAACACAACCACUGUCAUCCUUCAGUCGAUUGAGCACUAAAACAGAAAGAUCCCUUGUGCAAAAAAAAAAUGUCAAGGAAACUAAUGAUAGUGGAAGGGACUUGAGGCGUGUGAAUGAAAAGAAGGAAACAGUGCAGACAAAGACCGGAAAAAUAACGAAAAUGAAAGUUACACCUUCUGGAGAUACCUCUGUUCAUGUGAAGUCCAGUAUCCGUGACAAGGUAACGAAAAGAAGCAGCAUUGUGCCACUGGAAUCAAAGUCCUUUCAUAAAGGUUCUAGAAAUAGCUUAGAUAACAGUAGUCCAGUGGUUAGUAAGACGAAAAAUCCAAAACUUUCCAAGUCUGCUGACUCUUCAAAGAACAGCAAAAAAUUGGUUCGUGACCAGGAAGUUGAGGUUACAGUUCCCGAUCUGGUUGACAGUCAACCUGAUAAAGGGGAUGCUUUGUCCCCAGCUCUCUGUGAUUCCGAAACCGUUGUAAUUGAACAACGAGAUAGUGAGAAGCAGACUUUAGAUGAAGCUGAUUCUGAUCAUGGUGAUGAUCUACAAAAUGUAGUCAAGUCUUCUUUGGAAAUUGUAGUUGAAGGAGAAUCAGUGAUUCCAUCAAAGUCCACAGAGGAAAUAGAAGAGUUCCAAGAGAUACCAGCCAAUAGUGAUGACACAUCUGAACUUGCAUCCCUUGAAAAUGCUGCACCAAGUGAAAACCCCCGCAUUCGUCUCUCUCUGUCCCAGAUGCUUCAGGAAGAAAAUAGCGAACCUGAUAACAACGAUUGGGGAAUUGCAGAAAAUCCUCCCAUGAUGAACUACCAAAGGGGUGCACCAAAAGGAUUUAAGAGACUCCUAAAGUUUGCAAGGAAAAGCAAGGGAGAAGCAAACCUAGCUGGUUGGUCAAGCCCUUCCGUGGUUUCCGAGGGGGAGGAUGAUUCUGAAGAAUCUAAAGCUCUGAACUCGAAAAAGUCGGACAAUCUAUUGAUGAAAGCUACACACAACUCUGGUCUUGUAAAGGCUUCUUUCGAUAAAAGCUUUGACCCUGAAAAACUAUACUCAGGUACAUAUGGUGCACAAAAUUUUAAUCCCAAGUUCCAGGAAAGCCAUGAUCAUGCUGCAGUUUCUUCAACUAAAGGUUAGAGACAUUAGGCAGGUCUUUCUUUUCUCUAUCAGCUUUUAGGGGCAGCAAAUAGAAAGAAUGAGCCAAAAGCUGCAUUAAUUUUGGAAUGACAAUGGAUUCUCAUUUCAUUCUCUGCCAUCUUCUUCUUCAAGGUGAAUAUUGUGAAAGAAGUUUCCCUCUCUCUUCAUACUACAGAAUUUGUAUUGUAUCUCUCUGAACAUAAAGAUUGACUAACAGUUAGUAUUCUUUUUUCUCUUACUUUGCCUGCCAUGGAUGUAAUAAGAUUGAUUCAUUAGCUUUGUCUAAGCAUUUUGAUCAAAAUUCUUGUGGGCCUACUGAAUAUAAACACUGAAGCUGACUAUUUUGCUGGCAGGGUACCACAGUAUCUUGGUAGCUUGAUUUUUUGUAUUAUAAUAGCGAAAAUGUUCGCAGUUUAAAAAAAUUUGUCGAACUUGUUUGGUGAACUGUUGCGAAAAUAUUGAAACCAUUAUUGAAACAAUUUCUAAAACAUUGAUGUUA